UGAGUAUCAGAGGCUGGCAGCAGUCCCAGGCGGUGGCCGUGCAUCUGUGAAUUCCUUAGGAUGCGGCCCGAGCGCAGUGCUCCACCCACCUACAGUGCAAGCUAAUUUGUUGAAGUUUUGUUUUGAAUGAGUAGAAGGGUCAGACUGGAAUCAGGAUGGAAUAUUAAGGUGGCAGCUGUAUUACACAGGAUUGAAUAUUUCCUAGUCAUUGAAGGGGCUGUUGUGAUAGUGUCUCUAUCCCUGAGCCAGGAGGCUUGUGUUCGAGUCCCACAUGUUCCAAAGCAAGAUGCCAGCUCCUGUUCGAUUGCGAGAGCUGAUUCGCACUAUCCGUGCUGCCAGGACGCAAGCGGAAGAACGAGAAGUCAUUCAGAAAGAAUGUGCGCUCAUCAGAUCGUCCUUUCGAGAGGAAGACAACACAUACCGUUGUCGAAAUGUGGCAAAACUUAUCUACAUGCAUAUGCUUGGGUAUCCAGCACACUUUGGUCAGCUUGAAUGUUUAAAGUUAAUAGCAUCUCAGAGAUUCACAGACAAGAGAAUUGGUUAUCUUGGAGCUAUGCUGCUUCUAGAUGAGAGACAAGAUGUACAUCUACUGAUGACUAACUGCCUUAAGAACGACUUGAGCCACAGCACACAGUUUGUCCAGGGGCUGUCUCUCUGUACAUUGGGCUGUAUGGGGUCAUCAGAUAUGUGCAGAGAUCUGGCUGGAGAGGUGGAGAAACUGUUGAAGAACUCCAACUCGUACAUUCGUAAAAAGUGUUACUGAGUCACAAACCUGGGUCUCCCUCCAAGUGCCAUUGUUGGCGUACCUACACCAAAUGGACUGCAGCAGUUCACAAAGGUAGACUCAC
Molecule: messenger RNA, 848 nt
Organism: Rhincodon typus (whale shark)
Lineage: Eukaryota; Metazoa; Chordata; Chondrichthyes; Orectolobiformes; Rhincodontidae
Product: AP-1 complex subunit gamma-1-like
Exons: 7
Coding region: 272-763 (163 amino acids)
Biological process (GO): Golgi to vacuole transport; intracellular protein transport; receptor-mediated endocytosis
Cellular component (GO): membrane coat; AP-1 adaptor complex
Molecular function (GO): clathrin-cargo adaptor activity
Source: RefSeq, a predicted model, not a curated record